This is a messenger RNA of Scleropages formosus (Asian bonytongue), 2438 nucleotides long. RefSeq names its product exonuclease 1 (gene exo1). Gene Ontology annotation, cellular component: nucleus. Gene Ontology annotation, biological process: DNA recombination; mismatch repair. The coding region runs from base 77 to 2380 and encodes 767 amino acids. The record is from RefSeq and is a predicted model, not a curated record. Gene Ontology annotation, molecular function: DNA binding; 5'-flap endonuclease activity; metal ion binding. The transcript is spliced from 14 exons. Lineage: Eukaryota; Metazoa; Chordata; Actinopteri; Osteoglossiformes; Osteoglossidae.
CGCUAAAGUUAAACGCGGUUAGCGUCGGUAGAUGAGCUAGGUGUUGCUGAUAGGAAAAAGGCCUUCUCGUGCCACAAUGGGGAUUUCGGGCCUCCUCCAGUUCCUCAGGGAGGCGUCGGAGCCCAUCAGCGUGAAGAAGUACAAAGGACAGACCGUGGCUGUUGAUACCUACUGCUGGAUUCACAAAGGCGCUUUCUCGUGCGCGGAGAAGCUGGCCAAGGGUGAACCCACCGACCAAUACGUGACGUACUGCAUGAAAUUUGUCGACAUGCUGCUGACCUUUGGUGUCAAGCCGGUGCUGGUGUUUGAUGGGCGCAAUUUGCCCUCGAAGGAGGAGGUGGAGAAGGCACGGAAGGAACGCCGUCAGGUUAACUUGCAGAGGGGAAAACAGCUUCUGCGGGAGGGCAAGCUCUCGCAGGCACGAGAUUGCUUCGCCCGAUGCGUCAACGUCACCCCUGCCAUGGCCCAUGAGGUCAUCAAGGCUGCCAGGGCCCGGGGCGUGGACUGCCUGGUGGCCCCAUACGAGGCGGAUGCUCAGUUGGCUUUCCUUAACAAGGCAGGGAUCGCACAAGCCAUCAUCACAGAGGACUCCGAUCUGCUGGCAUUUGGCUGUAAAAAGGUGAUCCUUAAGAUGGACAAGUUGGGGAAUGGGCUGGAGAUCGACCAGAAGCACCUGGGUCGCUGCCGCUCGUUGGGAGAUGCGUUCACAGAGGACAAGUUCCGCUACAUGUGCAUCCUGUCGGGCUGCGACUACUUGGCCUCCCUUUAUGGGAUUGGUCUUGGCAAAGCCUGCAAGCUAUUAAAGAUGGCUAACAACCCUGACAUCCUGAAGGUGAUCAGGAAAAUGGGACAGUACCUGAAAAUGAACGUCACUGUGCCUGAUGAGUAUCUUGAAGGCUUUGUCAGGGCCAAUAACACCUUCCUCUACCAGCUGGUCUUCAAUCCCCUUAGCAGGAAGGUGGAGCCUCUCAACCCAUACCCAGACCACAUUGAUCCAGCGACCCUCAGCUAUGCAGGGCACAAUACUGGAGAUAAGACAGGCUUCCAGAUGGCCCUUGGAAACCUGGACAUCCACACCAUGAAGAUCAUUGAUGACUUUAACCCAGACACAGCAAAGUUGCCACAGUCCCGCACCCAAAGCUGGAAUGACAGCAGAGAAAGGGGCUCCUCCAUGAGCACCAGCAUCUGGAGCAGGGGCUAUACCCCUGGAGGAGCCUUGCCCUCCCAGCAAACCAUUUCCAGUUCACCAAACAAAUCUUCCACUAGAGUAAAGGAGAAGUCAAUCAUUGCAAAGGCACAGAGGCUACUCCAGCGAGAUGUGCAGGUCAAGAGGGCCAGGCAAGAGUCAGGCGUGUCGGAUGAGGACAUGCUACAGCAAUAUUCCUUCCCCAGCCCAAAGAAACAAAGAUGUGUGGGCAGCCAGUCCCAGCCCCAACCUGCUGCCCAGUCCAGGCCACGCAACCGCUUUGCGACCCUCCUGCAGAAGAGGAAUCAAGAUGACGGCUCUGGUGAUGAGCAGGGAACUCGUAGCCGCUUCUUCUGCAGCAGCAGCUCUAAUGAGCUAAAGGCUCCAGAGAAGGAGCAAUCCAAGGGGGAGGACUUAGGAGAUCAUGGGCCACCAGUUGAGGGGCGUCAGAGUGAAGCAGAAGUGCAGAAGUACAGCCUGCCUGACUCACCAGAACCCAGGCCAGCUUGUCGUAGGACAGGCGUCUUCCACUGGUCUGACACCUGCCCAGAGAAACCUGGAACACCAUCUUCAACCUUCAGCCUCUCACAGCUGCAGCAGUUUCAGCACAAGAAGGAGAACACGGUUUGGGACAUCCCCUCUUCCCAUCCGUCCUCUCCUCCCACCUCAUCCACAUGCCAGAAAGGACAGGAUGAGGAGUCGCCCAGUAGCUCGCCACCCUCUGAAGACAGUGGCUAUUUCUCCCAGCCAAGCCAGUCAAGCUCCGGAAAAGAGCACAGCCCCAGUCAGGGUCUCGAUACAAGUCGGGGUUCAAACAUCAGUGACACAGAGGAGAGGAAGUUGACAGCCAUUGGAGCAAAGGUGUCAGGGCUGCCAAGGGUACGGUCGGCUGACUUGGGAAAGGGGGCUAAAAUUCGACCCUCUGCACCUGCCAGAGCCAGUGGCCUCCGCAAGAAGCCCAUCACCAAGACAAGAAGCCCCAGCAAUGAGAAUCAACCAGGUCUCCAGGCUACUAUCAGUGGUCUGUGGAGGAACUUUGGCUUCAGGAGAGACAAUCCCAAAGUGACCAGAUGUAACACAGUUGAGCCCAUGUCUCCAGUAAGAGACAACAUCCUGGCGAUGACUUCAGAAAUGAACAAAGAUGUGUAUUUAAUCUCUGAGGAGAAAUCUGUUUCAAAAAACAUUUGCUUUUAAUAGCUUUUACUGAAAUUUUUUGCGCACACAUUCCAGGAGAACCCCAGCAUUAUGCACA